Messenger RNA from Prunus mume (Japanese apricot), 1860 nucleotides. RefSeq names its product Proteasome component (PCI) domain protein (gene COP13). The record is from RefSeq and is a predicted model, not a curated record. Gene Ontology annotation, biological process: ubiquitin-dependent protein catabolic process. Gene Ontology annotation, cellular component: COP9 signalosome. NCBI's taxonomy places the organism in Eukaryota, Viridiplantae, Streptophyta, Magnoliopsida, Rosales, Rosaceae.
UUUUAUUAAUCGAACCGGACACUCAGCUCCGCGAAAGCGACGAGUCGAUCCCCGUCCGUUCUUUGCGUUUUUAAAGCGACUCGUAUAUACACCAAAGCCAGAACGAGCUCUCGAAGCUUUUUCUCUCUUCUCUGCUCCCGGUACGUAGAAAUAGAAAGCUCGGCCUAAAACCAUGGACGCUGUACAAGCUCUGGUGGCGAAUAUCCAAGGGCUAUCGAGCGCUGGGGACAUCUCGCACCUUCAUGUUGUUCUGAAGCAGGCGCCGGACUCGCUCUACGCCGAGUCGACUCGAUUACUUCCUGUUCUGGACCAACUUGACCCCUCCAAACACUCUCUCGGAUACCUCUACAUCCUAGAGGCAUGCACUUCUGGUUCGAUUUCAAAGGAGCAAGGAAGUGCGUUGGUUUUGCCUAUUGCCACAUUUAUCAAUUCCUGUGAUACGGAGCAGAUUCGUUUGGCACCUGAUAAAUUCCUAUCUGUUUGUAAGAGGUUCAAAGAUCAAGUUAUGGUUCUUGAAGAACCACUGCGGGGAGUGGCACCAAUGUUGACAGCAAUUCGGAAAAUUCAGACCUCCUCAGAACAUUUGACUUCCUUGCAUCCAGAGUUUCUUCUUCUUUGUUUGUUGUCAAAAUGCUAUAAAGCUGGAUUGUCCAUUUUAGGUGAUGACAUUUUUGAGGUUGAUCAGCCAAGGGAUCUUUUUCUCUAUUGCUAUUACGGGGGGAUGAUAUGCAUCGGACAAAAGCGUUUUCAGAAAGCAUUGGAGCUUCUACACAAUGUUGUAACAGCUCCAAUGACUGUUAUUAAUGCAAUAGCUGUUGAAGCAUACAAAAAGUACAUAUUGGCUUCACUCAUUCACCAUGGGCAGUUCUCUACCAGUCUCCCUAAAUACACGUCAUCAGUAGCUCAGAGGAAUCUGAAGAACUUUUGUCAGCCCUACAUUGAAUUGGCAAAUAGCUAUAGCACUGGAAAAAUUGAAGAAUUGGAGACAUGUGUGCAGAAGUACAAGGAAAAGUUUGAAAACGACAACAAUCUUGGACUGGUGAAGCAGGUUAUAUCUUCCAUGUAUAAGCGAAACAUUCAGAGAUUGACUCAGACAUACUUGACUCUCUCCCUCCAAGAUAUCGCCAACAGUGUUCAACUAAACAGCGCCAAGGAGGCAGAAAUGCAUGUGCUACAAAUGAUCCAAGAUGGUGAGAUAUUUGCCACAAUUAACCAGAAAGAUGGAAUGGUUAGAUUUCUUGAGGAUCCUGAACAGUAUAAAACCUGUCAGAUGAUUGAACAUAUUGACUCAUCAAUACAGAGGAUAAUGGCACUGUCAAGGAAGCUGACUGCUAUGGAUGAAAACAUCUCGUCUGAUGCUUUGUUCUUAGGAAAGGUUGGAAGAGAACGACAGAGAUUUGACUUCGAUGAUUUCGACACUGUUCCUCAGAAAUUUAACAUAUGAAUUAAGCAGGAUCACGCUGUAUAUCGACCUAUCUACGUGAACUUGAGAAUUGUGAUGGCAAAAAUGCUGGACCACUUGAUGUUUUUUCGGCUCCUUAUCGUGCAAAGAGAUGAAAAAAUUUCAGUGAUUUUCUCCCAAUUGAGAAGAAGAUAUACUGUCUAGUUAUAGAAUUAGUUUUGGUCAUGUUUUGUAUUAGCUUUUGUUUUGCUUUAUUUUUUGAUUGUUUCUUACAACGGUUAUUUAAAUAGCAUGUCCAGAAAGAUGCAUUAGAGAGAGCUGAACCUAUGCAUGUGCAGUGGUAAGAAAAUUAACAAGGGUAUUGGCCUGCUCGGCCUAUGGAUCGACAUUCGAGGCUUUACACCAAGAACAUUUGUUAUGUCAAACUAUCUGGUUCGACAGACCCAGAAAUUUCUUCC